Molecule: messenger RNA, 3127 nt
Organism: Periconia digitata
Lineage: Eukaryota; Fungi; Ascomycota; Dothideomycetes; Pleosporales; Periconiaceae
Source: the annotation of a GenBank genome assembly
CCCUCGAUCGUCCCUCUCGUACUGAGAAACCAUGUCCGGUGCCCUGCACUGCACCUCCACCACACCCGCACACGCACACAACCUCAUCCACCACCAUAUCCCUUUGCCGAGUGUGCGCGGUGCGUUUUUCCCUUCUCUCCUCCUCGCCAUCGUCUCUCCACCCUCCCUCGUACCUGCUGCUUCACCGGCGUCCCCGCACCUCUGCAUCUACCUACCUCUGCCCUACACCGGUGCCUCUACAUCCAUCUGCCCCUCACUUUGCCGCUUCACGCCUCACCCAGCUCCACUUUGCCGUCGCUCCAAGCUUCGUCGCCGGCCUGCGAGUCCAUAUACCGUCCCAAUCCUCGUGCUUCCUGCUACAUGUACCAAGACCAAAAGUCUGCGAAGGUAUUCGUACAAUUGUAAACAGUCCAAUUGUACUGAAACCCCCCCGCCUUUGCCACCGCGGCGUAAUUCUGCUGCCCUGUCAGCUCUCGUCCACCUCAAAACCACCUCCACUCAGCCUUCGGCUAUGACCUCGCGGUACGGCCGGGCAUCCUCUCCCCGGGGUCGCUAUUCAAAUCCUGCACGCUCGUCUACAGGGACAUUCGACCCCUACUACGACUCGACAUACUAUGGCCGUCCUAGUUCACCUAGGACUAGCGGUGAGAGGCUCAGUGGUUCCUCCCAUUACCCUCAACACACGUACGCCCCGAGUAGUUCCACGAGCUCGCGAUCUCCAGCAUACAAAUACGACACAUACACUGGGCGCCCCCGGCGCAGUACACUGACGGAACCUGAGGAUCGUCCCAUCUGGCCCAACAUACCCCCGCCAGCUCUUCCCACCCGUCCACAUGUUCCACAUUUGCACCACGACCGUCCAUCUAGUCCAUUGUCGCGUAACUGGGAUAGCCGUGGAGACACGUACAUUACAUACCCGCCAAGCCGCCGGGAACACAAGAGGAUAUACAGCGUAGAUGAUAACAGUCAUUCAGCGAAGCUGAUUGCUGAGAAGGACAUUGUGGAACCUCGAAGGCGGGACUUGGAUGACCGUGGUUACAGCAUCACAAGUGGUGGAAGGUCUUACCAUUCGCACAAACCUGUGCGCACAAGCGACGUCGGGGAUGAUGGCUAUUCCUAUACCGAUCCUGCUAGCAUGUACCGUGAUACUGAACCUGCUUGGCGACGUCCUCGAUCUGGUAGUGUCGAGCGAGGUGCCCGUCCCACCAGUAUGAUCGCGGAUCGCGCACCACGCAGCUCGAACCGAGAACUAGGACCGCCACCAUCAACACGAGGAUUUGAUAAAAUCAACAACAGUGUCAAUAGAAGUGGCAGUCAUCACCGUGGAAGGUCCCCCUCACUCGAGCGAUCUAGAGAUGUGUCCAAGUAUGACAGCUAUGCGGACCCACUCCCUUCCCGACCUGCUUCUACCCUGUACCACGCACCUGUUGUCAGUCAAGAGCCUCGACGCGACCCUUAUCGCAACGACUAUGCCCGUUCAGAUAGAGAUGCAGAGAAUAGGCGUUAUGCACCUCCCGUUGAACAUGUCGAUACUGACGUAGCAAAGCGCGGGUUUGGCAUUGCCUCUCCUAGUGUUGCACAUGCUUCAGAGGCACCAUACCAGCCCCACUGGAAUACACCGGAACCACCCCGGACAAGGCCCGCUGAGUAUGGAAACCAGUACUACUCUUCAGAACGUGCCGAAUCUAGGAUGCCAGAGCCACGUGUCCCCCGGGAGCGCGAAGGUAGCUCAACAUAUGAAGAGCGACCGCGUGAACGCGACCGAGAUCGCGAUUACAACCGCCGAGAGGGUGGACAUGCUCCAGCCCAAUCCGCAAUUCCACCAGUUGUUGGCGCAGUCGCCGGUGCAGCUGCAACGGUUGGAGGGGCACUGCUGAAAAACCGCAACAAGGACAGAGAUACCGAUCGGGACUAUGACCGGGACCGAGAAUUGGAAAGGGAGCGGGAACAGCGCAGGGAAUGGGAUGAACGCGAUCGGCGGGACUGGGCCGCUGAUGAUCGUCGCGAUGAGAAGAGGGAUCGUAACAUUGAAGACCGCCGUGACCGGCCAUCAGAAGAUCGUCGUGAUCGCGCACCGGAGGAUCGAAGGGAUCGUAUGCCUGAAGAGCGUGCUCCUCCACCACCUGCUGCCAGUUACAAUUCGACACAGGACGGACGCAAACCUCGUGAACGCCGAUCUGACGAUGAUGAGCGUGAACGCCGAACACGGAAGGCCCCUUCAUCUGAGGGCAGUGGUGACGAGCGUCCUCGCCACUAUGUCGAACGAGAGGCCCCCAAAGAGUCCGAACAUCGAAAAGACUCAGCCCCUGCCUUGGACCCUGAUGAGGAGUAUCGGCGUCGAAUUCAGCUGGAAGCCGAACGAAGUGGCCGAGGCCGUGACGCUGGUGACUCAGAUCGAGAGAAGGAGCGCCAGCGACGAAGGGAGGAGCGUGAUAAGUCGCGCGAUCAGAUGGAUGAGUAUCGGUCCCGUGCACCUCCAUCCAAUGUCGCCGAAGCUCCUCGAUCCCGCCACGAUGACCGAAACUCUCAUGUUCUGGAUACAAACAUCGUCCAGGAACCUGAUUCCAUGUCUUUAGCUACUCAGGAACAACCCAGUAGAUCCGUUCAGAUCGUUACGCCCCCCAAAGAACCUCAGCCACAGCCGAAAGGGAUCCUGCGCAAGCCGACAGAGAAGUUCCCCGAGGAGCCUGAGCCUAUCCGAGAAGGUGUCGCUCCACACAAAAGCCAACUGAAAGGCAAAGACAUUCCCGUCAACGCUCGAUGGACUAAGAUCGAUCGAAGGCUGGUCAACCCUGAGGCUCUGGAAGAAGCAAAGGAACGGUUCGAAGAGCGGCUGGACUUUGUGAUUGUGCUUAGGGUCUUGACCAAACAAGAAAUUCAAAAGCUGGCGGAUCGCACCAAGGAAAUCCGUGAAACACGAGAAGAUGACUAUGAUCGACGCGACCGAGACCGAGAUUAUGACCGAGACCAUGAUCGUGACCAUGAUCGUGAGCGACGUAACCGUCGUCACCGCGAUGAAGAUGAUAGAGACCGACGACGAGAUUAUGACGACGAUGAUGAUAUUGGACGCGACCGCGACCGUGAGCGAGACCGUGAACGCCCUCGCAUGCUCGAAGAUGGAAGGUGA